AUGUAAACAGAUUCCAAAACUGUCUCAAUGAGCAGGUUUUUAUCGUUUAUUUUUCCUCCAAAAGCUCAUUUCUACCGGUCAAAGUUAUGCAAACUUGGAGUCUCGUAUCCAUUUGUGUUUUGCUGGGCGUUGUUGUGAGAUGGGGAGUUUCGCUAAAUUCUUAUUCAGGGGCGGGGAAACCUCCCAUGUUUGGCGACUAUGAAGCUCAAAGGCACUGGCAAGAAGUGACCUACAACCUCCCUCUCCAGGAAUGGUACUUUAACACCACAGACAAUGACUUGAACUACUGGGGUCUUGACUACCCUCCUCUUACUGCCUACCACAGCUGGAUCUGUGCUUAUAUAGCCAAGACCAUAAACCCUGAAUGGGUGGAACUCCACAGAUCCAGAGGUUAUGAAAGCCCAGCACACAAGUUAUUCAUGAGAGCUACAGUCCUGGUGGCAGAUUUGUUGAUAUACAUCCCUGCUGUGGUUUUAUACUGUUUAUACCUGACGGAUGGAUCCCCUAAGAAAAAGGUUUCAACUCUGUUCUGCUUCCUGCUCUACCCAGGACUAAUUCUCAUUGACUACGGCCAUUUCCAGUACAAUGGAGUCAGCCAGGGCUUUGCUCUGUGGGGGGUUCUGGCUCUGGGUCUGGGCUGGGAUGUGUCGGGUUCCAUGGCCUUCUCCCUGGCUCUCAACUACAAACAAAUGGAACUGUACCACGCUCUGCCCUUCUUCUGCUAUCUGCUGGGAAAGUGUGUCAAAUUGGGUCUGAUGGGAAGAGGGCUUUUCUUGUUGGUGAGAAUUGCUGUAACAGUGUUGGUGACUUUUGCCCUCUGCUGGCUGCCCUUCCUGUCUGACCUCAACCAGGCCUUGCAGGUGGUUAGGAGGAUCUUUCCCGUGGCUCGUGGUCUGUUUGAGGAUAAGGUGGCAAAUACAUGGUGCAGCUUGAACCUCCUGAUAAAGAUCAGAUCCAUUCUGCCCAGUCAGUCUCAGCUCUACCUCAGUUUUGCCUGCACUCUCCUGGCAGUCCUACCUUCCUCUAUCAGGCUUCUGACAAAGCCCACCUUCUGGCAGUUUAAACUGGCCUUGGUCAAUUCGUCUCUGGCAUUUUUCCUGUUCUCCUAUCAAGUCCACGAGAAGUCCAUCCUUUUGGCUGCCUUGCCCGUCUGCCUCCUGCUGAAUGACCUGCCCCUGAUGGUAAUUUGGUUCCUGCAGGCAUCAUCAUUCAGCAUGCUGCCACUGUUUCUGAAGGAUGGUCUGCUGGUGCCCUAUGUUGUGACCUCACUGGCCUUCCUCUUCUUCAGCAUCUAUCUCCUGUCUGCACUGGAGCACAGCUCAGAGGAAGAGCUGAGACUGGGUGCCUACCAUAAGCUGCUCUUCUGCCUACCCAAAAUGGACCUGGCGUGUAUAGUGAGAUGGAAGUUCUACAUCAGUGUUGCAGCCAUGGCUGGUUUGAGCAUUGCGAGUGUAGUUCUGGUCCCGCCGCCACAUCUACCUGACUUGUUUCCUGUGUUGGUGUCAACCACUGCUUGCCUGCACUUCCUGGGGACAUUUAUAUAUUUCAACAUUGUCCAGUUCAGCGGGCCACCCAGCAGAAAGAGCCAGAAGAAGAACAACUGA
Seriola dumerili (greater amberjack) is the source of this 1604-nucleotide messenger RNA. It is a transcript of the gene alg6, whose product is annotated as ALG6, alpha-1,3-glucosyltransferase. Lineage: Eukaryota; Metazoa; Chordata; Actinopteri; Carangiformes; Carangidae. Gene Ontology annotation, biological process: protein N-linked glycosylation. Gene Ontology annotation, molecular function: dolichyl pyrophosphate Man9GlcNAc2 alpha-1,3-glucosyltransferase activity. Gene Ontology annotation, cellular component: endoplasmic reticulum membrane. The record is from RefSeq and is a predicted model, not a curated record. The transcript is spliced from 14 exons. Bases 87 to 1604 code for a protein of 505 amino acids.